CUUAUCACUGUGCUGAUGGUGCCCACCCCCUGUAAGAAAACUGACACAGAGACGACUUUAUACAACAUUUCAAGUGAAAGUUACAAGGUGAAGACGAAGCCCUGAGCUGAGGAGUAAUUAGCAUUUAAGGACCUCAAGGACUUUCAAGAUGGCCCUGAGUGUAUCAGACAGAGCCAUCGGGGCCAUUAUCGGGGCAGCAGUGGCAGAUGCAGCAGCUCAGCCCAUGCACUGGAUCUACAACCCCGACAGGCUCAAAGAGGUUCUCUCUGAGCUGGAGCCAUGUCCAGAGUUCAGGCCUCAGUCCGCGAAUCCUUUCUACCGCAGGACGACGGGCGAGCAGACCUGCUACGGAGACCAGGCCUACGUCCUGCUGGAGUCACUUAGUCAGUGUGGAGAUGUGAAUGUGGACGACUUAUCCAAACGCUUCUACACGUUCUUUGGCCCAGGAACAGUGUACGACCUGCCUCUCAAUGAUCCGUACAGGCAGAAAGGAGGGCCCAAAGCUGUCCUCCCCAUCGAUGGUCCGUGGAGAAACGGCAGCCUGAAAGCUUUCAUCAGAAAUGUGGACGCUGGCAAAGAGGAAACUGGAAGUGAAGUGGACUGUCAGAUGGACGGCGUCACUAAGUUGGCUCCGCUUGUGGCCAUGUUCGCUGGACAGCCAGAGAUGCUGGAGAAAGUGGAAAAAGCCGUACGGGUCACACAGAACAAUGACAUGUGUGUGGCUGUGACUCUGGCUGCAGCCAGGUUUCUGGAGCAAUUCAUUUUGAAUGGUCCAGAUCCAAACGCUCUGGAUGCAGUUCUGGCUCAGCUGAAUGACCCGAAGAGGCAGAACCCUCAGGACCUGGACCGGGCUGUUAUUGCACAUAUCCACCAGGUGAAGGAGAACCUAGCCAAGACGUCCCAGCAGCUCAUACCUGCUGUGUACACAAACACAUGAGCUUUGCCCGGUGCGUUCCAGGGAGCGCUUCAUGGAGUCCUGACACUGAACCAGCUGGAUGAAGCCGUCAGAGACACCAUGCGCUGCGGGGGAUGCACCGCCAGCCGAGCCUCCUUCAUAGGAGCCUGCUUUGGGGCGCAGACCGGUCUCCAGGGAAUCCCAGAGUCGUGGAGGGAGAGGACGUUCAGAUAUCCUCUGCUGCUGGAGUUAGCCCAAAACCUGGUCAAAAACAAGGAGCAACAGUAGUUUAGCUUUGACUCAGAGCCUAUCAAGUAUUUAUAGUGUGGAUGACUGCCAUUCUUUCUCAUACUGCAGAUGUACAGUACUUUGACAGGACAGUCCAUGACGGUGGCAUUUUAAAGUCUUGUACUGAAUGAAACUCGAAUCUAUUUGCUCUGUCAAAGCUGCAUCAUGUUAGAGAGGGAAAGUCUGUGCAAAGUAUUAUAUUAAACACAUUUAUCCUCUACAGCUGCAUUAUAGGCAAAUAAAGAACUGUUAUGUCCCCAG
Lates calcarifer (barramundi perch) is the source of this 1444-nucleotide messenger RNA. RefSeq names its product crystallin J1B-like. Lineage: Eukaryota; Metazoa; Chordata; Actinopteri; Centropomidae. The record is from RefSeq and is a predicted model, not a curated record.